Molecule: messenger RNA, 2130 nt
Organism: Scatophagus argus
Lineage: Eukaryota; Metazoa; Chordata; Actinopteri; Scatophagidae
Gene: meox2b
Product: mesenchyme homeobox 2b
Exons: 3
Coding region: 1155-2033 (292 amino acids)
Biological process (GO): positive regulation of transcription by RNA polymerase II
Cellular component (GO): nucleus
Molecular function (GO): RNA polymerase II cis-regulatory region sequence-specific DNA binding; DNA-binding transcription factor activity, RNA polymerase II-specific
Source: RefSeq, a predicted model, not a curated record
AAGCUACAGAUGGUUGUUAUUUUGUCAUGAAAUUCUGACCCAUUUAUUUCCUUCAAGUGUCUCUUGGUAACAGUGUUAUGUGUGUAAAAAUGUGUGUGCAAACUUUACUCACUGAGUUGUGAACAAAAAUGUUGUUUAGAGGUUAUUAUUAUAGAUGGCUCUGAAAUAGUCAGCGUAUCAAUUUCUGUACAUUUCUUCAUCUAUUUCAUCAACUGUACCCGUAAUUAUUCUCAUUUAUAACAAUCACAGGUAAAAAGCCAACAGAAUACAGGAAAUGACAUCAACUCUGUUAAAAAUCUUUGGUGUGUGUGUGUGUGUGUGUGUGUGUGUGUGUUUGGGGCGGGGAGGGGGUACUGCUAGACCCAUAUUAGACUCUGGCAGAACACAACAGCAAUGAGGUAGAAAUAUUAGACAUCACUGUCACUGUACUUGCAAUAAUUUCACCAAACGCAAUUAUUUCAGAGUAACUUUUAUGCCAGUUUUAACUUACACCUAACCAUCAACACAAGAACAAACCAUGAAAACCAAGUUCUGCGACUGCACAUCCAAAAAACUAACAGCUGAUGCAACGCAGUUCCUAGAAAAGCUUCGGCGGGGUCAAAUAGCUCAGCUCCAAAAUAAAUUGCCCACUUUCCCUGAGGCAGUGCUAUAGGAAUGGUUCAGAUUUAUUGUGUGUUGCAGUUUGGAGGAUGAUCACAUGCAUGUGGUCAGUAGCAGUGAGCCAGUGACCCAACCUACCUCUCAGGUUACAACCUAUAUAUAACACCCCCCCUUCCCCUUCCCCUCUCUCCCUCUCCAGCACCACUUCCCUGGAAGCUCCCUCUCCUUCCACACUGGUCCUGGCGUCCUCCACUGUCAUCUGAGAUCCUCCUCCACCUCUGACUGUUUACCCACCAUCCGCCUGGCAACCGUCUACAUGCUCAGGAUUACCAGAGGCCUUUUCUUUCAGCGCCACCAUCUCUGCCUUCCUUCAACCGGCUUUCUUUGGGGAUUUAGAUUGUGUGAAGGUCUGAACUGAGAGGGGCUGCAGAGGAGAGUUGGGACUUAGGCUACUCACAUCCUUGACUCCUUCUCCUCUCUUCUUGCUUGUUCUUCUUGAGGAGUUUUGGUUGAAUCUGAGAGGCAGAAGUGGGGUUUGGAGGGCUCUCCACACCAUGGAUCAUUCCCUGUUCGGUUGCCUACGCAGCCCUCAUGCCCCAGCUCCGGGCCUGCACCCCACCAUUACCCACUCGCCACUGACCCUGCAUGAUCGAAGUGACCACGUCUCCUUCUUGGAUCUACCCAGCCCCUCGCCCCCCUAUGGCUACUCUGGAGGAGAAGACAAUGGAGUGUUUGGCAGUCCAGCCCACCUGUCUCAGAAGCAGCCCCCCCUCCAAUCUCAGCACCCACCUGGUUGGCCCGUCCCCCUGCAAAUGCCCUCACCUAAUGCUCGACACAAUGUCUGCCUGCCGCCGCUUGAAGCCACAGCACCUGAACUGUGCUCUGGGGGCCCGAACCUGUGCGGCACCAACCCCAGCCUCAGCAGUGGUGACCCCACGGGGGCAUCAUGUGUGUCUGUGGAAUAUGGCCGACAAAGUCUGUCUUCAGAGGACCCAGACAGAAGGAGCAGUAAAGGCAAGAAUGACAGUUCAGAGUCCCAAGACGGGAGCUAUAAGUCAGACAUGAACAGCAAGCCCAGGAAAGAGCGCACAGCCUUCACCAAAGAACAGAUCCGGGAACUGGAGUCAGAGUUUGCACACCACAACUAUUUGACCAGACUGAGACGCUACGAAAUAGCUGUCAACCUUGACCUCACGGAACGACAAGUGAAAGUAUGGUUCCAGAACAGGAGAAUGAAGUGGAAGCGUGUGAAGGGAGGCCAGCAAGGGGUAGCAGCUCGUGAGAAAGAACUGGUAAAUGUGAAAAAAGGGAUGUUACUGCCGUCUGAGUUUUCAGGAAUAGUAGGACUGCAGCGUUCUGCCAACUCACCGAGACCGGCGAAUGAAGAGGACAGCCACGACAGUGAGCAGAGCUCAGAGCAUCCUCACCUAUGACCUUCCAUGAUGUUAUUGGACAGGACAGAAAUAAGGAAACCUUGGUGAGAAAUCAAAAAAAAACACAGACAAUGAAACUCAGAGAGCAUUCCAAAGA